AUGGAGGGGAUCACCAGCAAAGGAGAAGAUGAGAAGAAGGGGAUGAUCACCAGCAAAGCUAUGCCAUUCUAUAAGCUUUUGAGCUACGCAGACCCGCUGGAUUGGACCCUAAUGGCAUUGGGGACUUUUGGUUCUAUAGUUCAUGGCAUGGCUCAACCCAUAGGUUAUCUAUUGCUGGGCAAAGCCCUGGAUGCCUUUGGAGAGAACAUCAACGACCCUGAUAACAUGGUUAAAGCACUGAAAAAGGUUGUUCCAUUUGUUUGGUACAUGGCCUUCGCCACCUUCCCAGCAGGAAUACUAGAGAUUGGAUGUUGGAUGUAUGCAAGUGAAAGACAGUUAGCACGCUUAAGGAUAGCAUUCCUGAAAGCUGUACUUAGCCAAGAGAUCGGGGCUUUUGAUACAGAUUUAACAGGCGGCAAAAUCAUCACAGGAAUCAGUAACCACAUGAGCAUCAUACAAGAUGCAAUAGGGGAGAAGUUGGGGCAUUUUCUGUCAUGCUUUGCAACCUUCUUCUCUGGAAUAUUGAUCGCUUUCAUAUGCUGUUGGGAAGUCGCACUGCUUACUUUGGUGGUUGUUCCGAUGAUCCUCGCUAUCGGAGCCACUUACACCAAGAAAAUGCAUGCCAUUGCAGCUGUCAAGAUGAUUUUCCUUUCAGAAGCCACAUUCUUGGUAGAGCAGACAAUAUCUCAAAUCAAAACAGUGUUUGCAUUUGUGGGGGAGUGCAGUGCAAUCAAGUCAUUUUCAGGGUGCAUGGCCAAACAAUUAAGUGUAAGCAAGACAGAAGCGCUGAUAAAGGGAUUUGGAACAGGAAUGUUUCAAGCUGCCACCUUCUGUUCUUGGGCUCUUAUCGUCUGGGUUGGAGCGGUUGUUGUCACCGCCAAGAGGGCAAAAGGAGGAGAUGUCAUUGCCGCAGUCAUGAGCAUCCUUUUUGGAGCUAUAUCGGUCACUUACGCUGCACCAGACAUGCAAAUAUUCAAUCAGGCAAAAGCUGCCGGAAGCCAAGUCUUCCAGGUGAUCCAAAGAAAGCCAGAGAUAAGUUACAAUUCAAAAGGAAAGACACCAGACACCUUUGCAGGCAAUAUUGACAUACGUGAUGUUCACUUUGCCUAUCCAUCGCGGCACGAAAUAGUUAUCCUCAAGGGGCUUUCACUGUCAAUUCCAGCAGGGAAAAUGGUAGCUUUGGUGGGUAGUAGUGGGUGUGGAAAGAGUACUGUCAUCUCUCUACUUUCUAGAUUCUACGAUCCUUUACAAGGUGAUAUUUUCAUUGACAACCAUAAUAUCAAGGAUCUUGACUUGAAAUUCCUUCGAAGGAACAUCGGAACAGUUUCUCAGGAGCCAUCCCUCUUUUCCGGCACUAUCAAGGAAAAUGUGAUGGUAGGAAACAUGGAUGCUGAUGAUGAGCAGAUCCAGAAGGCCGCAACCAUGGCAAAUGCACACUCAUUUAUAUCGCAACUCCCCGAAAACUACUUGACAGAGGUAGGCGAAAGGGGAGUCCAGUUAUCAGGAGGACAAAAGCAAAGAAUUGCCAUAGCAAGAGCCAUUUUAAAGAAUCCUCCAAUUCUUCUGCUUGACGAGGCCACAAGCGCGCUUGAUGCAGAGUCGGAGAAGCAAGUACAGGAUGCCCUCGAGAAGGCUAUGCAGGGGAGAACUGUGAUAUUGAUUGCGCACAGGAUGUCAACCAUAAUCAAUGCAGACGUGAUUGCAGUUGUUGAGAAUGGGCAAGUUACAGAGACAGGGACGCACCAAAGCUUGCUAAAUACAAGUAAAUUCUACAAUAAUUUGUGCAGCAUGCAGAACCUUAGCCCGGUGAUGAAUUCAGCAAGGUUGGUUCAUUCUCAAAGUUCAAUUGUUAUUAUUAUGACAAAAAUAGAAGAUACAGAUUCCGCUGAAGAACCUACAAGUACCAACCAAGAUAGUCCUUCUCAAUUGCGUGAAGAACAUGAAGGACCCAAGGAGACUAGCAGACAGCAGUCCAAGCCUCAGGAAGAUGAGGAGAAAGGAAGAAGAAGAAGAGCAAUCAUAUUCUUCAGAAUCUGGUUUGGCUUGAAGCAUACAGAGCUCAUAAAGACAGCUGUUGGGUCCUUUGCAGCAGUAUUUUCUAGCAUCUCAAAACCAGUGUUUGGAUUCUUCAUCAUAACAAUUGGAGUAGCAUACUACCAUGAAAAUGCUAAGCAACAAGUGGGAUGGUAUUCGAUACUUUUUGCGCUGAUAGGUUUCAUUUCGGUAUUCUCGCACACCUUGCAGCAUUACUUUUUUGGAGUGGUGGGAGAAAAAGCCAUGAAAAACCUCACAGAAGCCCUUUACUCAGGUGUAUUGCGCAACGAGAUGGCUUGGUUUGAAAAAUCUGAGAACAAUGUUGGUUCACUCACCUCGAGGAUCAUCAAUGACACCUCCAUGGUUAAAACCAUAAUCUCAGAUCGCAUGUCUGUAAUCGUCCAAUGCGUCUCCUCCAUAUUAAUUGCAACAGUCGUGAGCCUCAUCGUAAAUUGGAGAAUGGCUCUAGUAGCUUGGGCAGUGAUGCCCUGCCACUUCAUUGGUGGACUUAUUCAAGCCAAAUCUGCCAAAGGAUUUUCAGCUGACUCUGCUGCUGUACAUCACAAACUUGUCGCCCUCGCUUCUGAGUCCGUAGCCAACAUAAGAACUGUUGCAUCCUUUUGCCAAGAAGAUCACAUACUCCGGAAAGCCAAGAUAUCUCUAGAGAAACCAAUGAGGCAAAUCAGAAGAGACAGUGUCAUGUAUGGACUCAUUCACGGCUUCUCUCUUUGCUUAUGGAAUAUUGCACAUGCUGUUGCUUUAUGGUACACAACCAUCUUGGUUGAUAGAAAUCAAGCCACAUUUAGAGACUGCAUCAGAUCAUACCAGAUUUUCUCCCUCACAGUACCUUCAAUCACAGAAUUAUGGAUGCUGAUCCCUAACGUUAUCUCCGCCAUCAAUAUACUAACUCCUGCAUUCGAGACCCUAGACCGGAAAACCAAAAUCGUACCAGAUGUACCAAAAAUAUCACAGCAUGAGGGGAUCAAAGGGAAGAUUGAAUUCCAAAAUGUCAAAUUUAACUACCCAUUAAGACCAGAAGUGACUGUUCUCAACAACUUCAGUUUACAGAUUGAACCUGGAUCAAAGGUGGCUCUUGUCGGGCCAAGUGGAUCUGGGAAGUCCUCGGUUUUGGCCUUACUGUUGAGAUUCUAUGAUCCUAGAGAAGGAAAAGUCCUAGUUGAUCAGCUGGACGUAAGAGAAUACAAUCUGAGAUGGUUGAGGAAACAAAUCGGAUUUGUGCAACAAGAGCCACUUCUUUUCAGUUCCUCGAUUAGAGACAACAUCUGCUACGGAAAUGAAGAGGCCUCUGAGACAGAAAUGGUGAAGGUUGCAGAGGAAGCAAACAUACAUAACUUUAUAAGUAAUCUGCCUGAUGGAUAUGAUACAGUGGUGGGGGAAAAGGGCAGCCACCUUUCAGGGGGACAGAAGCAAAGAAUAGCGAUCGCUAGAACUCUGUUAAAGAGGCCAAUAAUUCUGCUCAUGGACGAAGCAACAAGUGCUCUUGAUGCCGAGUCGGAAAAAUCUGUGCUGAGUGCUUUGGAAUCAGUAGAUCUGAACAACAGUGGUGUAUCCUCCAAAAUCACACAGAUUACAGUUGCACAUAGGCUUUCCACAGUCAUAAACUCUGAUAGCAUAGUUGUCAUGGAUAAAGGUACGAUCAUGGAGAUGGGUUCCCACUCAGCUUUAAUGGCAGCAUCUAAAGGAGUAUACUCAACACUAUACGAGCUCCAAACUUUGCAGACAAGUGAUAAAAAUGUUUAA
This is a messenger RNA of Tripterygium wilfordii, 3795 nucleotides long. RefSeq names its product ABC transporter B family member 19-like. The coding region runs from base 1 to 3795 and encodes 1264 amino acids. The record is from RefSeq and is a predicted model, not a curated record. NCBI's taxonomy places the organism in Eukaryota, Viridiplantae, Streptophyta, Magnoliopsida, Celastrales, Celastraceae. Gene Ontology annotation, cellular component: membrane. The transcript is spliced from 9 exons. Gene Ontology annotation, biological process: transmembrane transport. Gene Ontology annotation, molecular function: ATP hydrolysis activity; ABC-type transporter activity; ATP binding.